Molecule: messenger RNA, 1544 nt
Organism: Verruconis gallopava
Lineage: Eukaryota; Fungi; Ascomycota; Dothideomycetes; Venturiales; Sympoventuriaceae
Exons: 1
Coding region: 39-974 (311 amino acids)
Cellular component (GO): Prp19 complex; catalytic step 2 spliceosome; post-mRNA release spliceosomal complex
Source: RefSeq, a predicted model, not a curated record
AUCAAUUUAUUUUGAGUCCUUACAUAAUAUCCUUCACGAUGGUACUGAGUAGCAAACGCAAGACUUCUCCUGUUGCAGAUGACAAUGAAGUUUCAACCAAGCGUCGCUUCAUCGAAACCGAGGACGUACAAUCUACUGGUGAAGAACCGGUGCCAAAGGGCGAAGACGCGAACAUAUCUACAUCACAGACUCCAGCAGCAGAAGGCUCUGGUCCCACCGUCUCCAUAGACACCAAAACUUCCGACCGUAUGGCCCGAUUUAAGGCACUCAAGGCUCGUCAAGCAGACGGCGUCAAACAGAACGCUAAAGAAGUUCAACGCGAAAAUAAUCGAAUCAAGAUCGACCCCGAGCUUGUUAAAAAGCUUGAUCGCAAAAACGCCAUCGCUUCACAAAAACUGCUCAAGGACGACACUGAAGCUGCAGGUGAGGACUUUGAGCGCAAACGCGCAUGGGACUGGACUAUAGAGGAAAGCGAAAAAUGGGAUAGGAGAAUGGAGAAGAAGAAGGCGAAUAGGGAAGAUGUAGCCUUUAGCGACUAUAACACCGAAGCCCAGAAGGUGUACAAGCGGCAGAUGAGAGACUUCAAGCCGGAUAUGGAGGCAUAUGAAAGAGAAAAGAUGGAGGCGAUCCAGAAAGCCGCCGCCAAUGGCGGUCUGGAAAUUGUUGAGACUGAAACGGGCGAGCUAAUCGCCGUGGAUCGUGAUGGCAGUUUCCUAUCGACGGCAGAUCAGCCUCAGGACUUUACAAGCAAACCGACGAAAGAAAAUCUCGACAGGCUUGUGAACGACAUCAAGAGGGCAGAGGAAGUACGGCUGCAGAGAAGAAGGCAGAGAAACAAGGAGCAGUUGGAUGAGAAUGGCGAUGUCACGUACAUCAACCACAAGAACAAGCAAUUCAACGAGAAGCUCAACCGCUUCUACGACAAGUACACGGCGGACAUUAGGGAGAACUUUGAGCGUGGUACAGCGAUAUGAGGCAGGUGUCAUAUGUCGUCGGCUUUAUGGAAGCCUACAUCUAUUUAUGAUUUAAGCCUCCUGCAAGAAGGAAGCUUUGGCCUGUCGCAUAUCCUGUUGUCGCAAACAUCAUGACCACGUUGGCAACCUCCUCUGGAUAUCCUAAGCGGCCUAACGGUAAAUCCGGCAGCCCUUCAACGUUUUUGUUGGGAAUCAUUCCAGUAUCGCCAAUCAUCGCGGGUGCAACAUCAUUCACCGUGAUGCCAUAUGGUGCAAGCUUCGAGGCCAAGUUUUUCAUCAUGGACGUGAGACCGCCUUUGGACGCGGCAUAGUCUUGGUGGCAUAUCAGAUAACAAAUAGCGGAAGCGUGGCAAGUUGGUAGUACUUACGACAGCCAUUUAUACCAACUCCUUUAGCAGCGAUGGAACUUACAAAGAUGAUUCGGCCCCAGCGUUUUUGCUUCAUGUGUUCAACCACACCCUUCGUUAGUAGGAACGACGCAGUCAAGUUCACUGCAAUGGUAGUUUGAAAUUCCUCGAGUGGAAUGUCCCUAACUUCAGCCAUCAAUUCUACUCGGACUCCAAAUAUGAC